Messenger RNA from Meloidogyne enterolobii, 2549 nucleotides. The record is from the annotation of a GenBank genome assembly. NCBI's taxonomy places the organism in Eukaryota, Metazoa, Nematoda, Chromadorea, Rhabditida, Meloidogynidae.
GCCUCAACAACAACUCUACAGCAAUGGCCUUACGCGGUAUCCGCGUUUAUGGUUCUUCCUCUUCUACCCAAAAUUCAAGCGAAUAUUCUGUUUUGUUGGAAGCUACUUUAAAUGAAAAAUAUAUUUUGUGUCAAUCUGGGGGAAUGGAUGAAGUAAGUAGAGAAUUGGCUAAUUUAUUAAAAUCUGGGGGAAGUUAUCAAAUGAUUUUGGAUGGGUUUGCUUCUCUUGGAAUUUUGCAGUUGGGAGGAGGAGAUGAUUAUCUUGUAUUAAUAACUGGUGUACUUUCUGUUGGGCAAAUUUAUACUUCUGACAUUUUUAAAAUUUCCAACGUUAAAUUUGUUUCACUUAUUCGAAAAGAAUCUGAGCCGUCUGAUCAGAGAAUUAUAGAGCUUCAAAGGUUUCUCUCUUCUGGAAACUUUUAUUUUUCAAAUUCAACGGUUCGGGAUAAAACGUUCGAUUUAACUGUGUCAGCUCAAAGAAAACAGACGAGUGAGCAAAUGGAAGAUGAUUUUCGGUUUUUCUGGAACAGAAAUUUGUCAUUUCCAUUGGAAAGAUUUGGAAUAGACCCAACCGAUUGGAUUGUUCGUUGUUUAUGCGGUUCUGUUUUAAUUAGAACAAUUUAUUUGGGACAUAGAACUGCAAAGAUUAUGCUUAUAUCGAGACUAAGUUUUGAACAUGUCGGAACUCGUUUUAAUGUUAGAGGAAUUAAUGAUGAUGGAAACGUUGCCAAUUUUGUGGAAACAGAACAGAUUGUUACUUUUGAUAAACAAGAAUGUUCGUUUCUUCAAAUUAGAGGAUCGAUUCCCCUAUUUUGGGAACAACCAGGAAUUAAUGUGGGUGCACACACUGUGAAAAUGAAGCCUUUGGAACUUUCAUUGGUUGCGCUAGAAAAGUAUUUUUUGAAUUUAUUUAUUGUGAAAGGGGUCCUCAAAAUUUUUUUAUUGGGUACUUUUAAAUUGCCAAAAAAAUUCAAACAGAUUUCAAAAUCAUUUUUGGAGUUUUUUUGUCUUUUUUUCAUGCCCGAAUUUUUCUUUACACUCCCUUUGCUUUUUAAUUUUCGGGUAUCCAUAUCUCGGUCCACCGACAUUUCCUCUCCAUCUCUUCUGUCCAAUCUUACAAGGGGAACUGAUUCCUGUGCAUUUUUUCUUUUGAAUGAUACCAAGGAAAGGGGACAUUUUAUCCAAUUAAAACGUGUUUAUGGCAAAAUUUUGGUUGUUAAUUUGCUUGGAUCAAAGAAGGGUGAAUUUGCAUUGUCGACAGCAUUUCAAUCAGCAUUAAAAUCUUCUUCCCAUUUUGAUGUAAAAAUUGUUUCAUUUGAUUACCAUGCAGAGGUUAAACAAUCUAAAGAAAAUUUGAGAUUUUUGGUUAAACAAAUAAGUUCUUUUUUUGAUGAAAAUGAUUUCUUUUAUUUGGAUGAUGGAAUUGUUUUGAGAAGACAACACGGAGUAAUUAGGACCAAUUGUCUUGAUAAUCUUGACAGGACAAAUAGUGUACAGACGUUAAUCGGAAUCAGAGCACUUUUCAAUCAAUUAACUUGCCUUGGUGUAGAAAAAUUUAAAUCUAAUAUAAUUUUGAGAUGUGAAGAAUUAGUUAGGGAUAUGUGGCAAAAGAAUGGGGAUCAAUGCAGUUUAAUUUAUGCUGGAACGGGGGCUUUGGAAGGAAAAUCGAAGUUGAGAGAUGCAAGUCGUUCAAUAGUUCGAACAAUUCAAAAUAAUUUGAUGGAUUCUUCAAAACAAGAAGCUUUUGAUUUGAUUUUGUAUGGACAUUUACUUGCUGAUUCUAAUUUUGUUAAAAUUUCACAAAUUUUUCCUUCUUCGUUAUUGAAAGAAUGCCCAAAUUUGGAAGCUUUUGUUGAAAGAGAAAAAGAAUUUUGUGUUCAAGUACCUUUAAAAAUUUUUUGUGGAACUUGGAAUGUUAAUGGAGGGAAGAAUUUGAAUAAUGUUGCUUUUAAAGGGGGAAAUUUGCUAAAUUCCUGGAUUUUUCCUGAAAAUUUGUUUAAUAAAGACGCCUUAAAUUAUGAUUUAAUAGCAAUUGGUUUUGAAGAAAUUGUUGAUUUAAAUACAAAUAAUUUGGUUAAAGCAAGCACUACAAAUCAAAGAAUAUGGCGGGAUGGAUUGAAACAAACUAUUGAAAUUUGGCAAAAAAAUAAUUUUGGACAAAAUGCUGAAAAUUUUGUUGUUUUGUGUUGUGAACAAUUGGUGGGUGUCUGUUUAAUCCUUUUUGCUCGUUCCUCCCUUUUAAAUUCAAUAAAAGAUUUGGCUAUAGAAGAAAUUAAAACUGGAAUGGGGGGAACAACAGGAAAUAAAGGCUCUAUAGCUGUCCGUUUAACAAUAAAUUCAACUGGAAUUUGUUUUGCUUGUUCCCAUUUUGCUGCUGGACAAAAUGAAAUUGCUGCAAGAAAUGCUGAUUUUCAUUCGGCUUUGAAAAGAUUAAAAUUUCCUAUGGGUCGAGGCUUACAAGAUCACGAUGUUGUUUUUUGGUUGGGUGAUUUUAAUUAUCGAAUAUCUCUUUCGGGUAAAUUUAAAAGAAAUUUUUUGAAGGGUUUUUAA